This is a messenger RNA of Paraglomus occultum, 336 nucleotides long. Lineage: Eukaryota; Fungi; Glomeromycota; Glomeromycetes; Paraglomerales; Paraglomeraceae. The record is from the annotation of a GenBank genome assembly.
AUGUCGAAAUACACUCGAAAGAAGCCACUGAUUGUUCCUGAAAGCUUAUGUAAACUGAUGAAUACAUACAUUUGCAUACUUGAAACCAUUUCUUUGGUCUUCAAAAAAUUUGUAGUAGUAAAAAGGGAAGAUUGUGAUGACAUCUGCGCAUACAACUCGACAACAGUUUCAGACAAGCUUGUGAAAUCCCCUCUGAAGAAAGUAUUAAAAAACGGACACUGGACUCCUGAGGAGGAUAAAAAGCUCAAGGCUAUAGUAACAAUCUAUGGUCCGAAUAGAUGGGAAAAGAUCUCUACUUACCAUCCUACUCGCAAUGGCAAGCAAAUGCGAACCUGA